CACACAACCAUCCUUUGUUAAGUUUUAAAUAAAAAUAAAUUCUGCAUAAGUCCCACCUUUCAGGAUUGUAUUCAAGUUAAUUAUCAAAGUGAAUUUCAGAGAAGUUUUAACACGUAAAUUUGUUACAAGUGUAUGAACUUGUGAAAAUAAACACAAUGAAAAUUUACUACACCCUGCUGGUCCAACUUAAAUUGCCGUAGUAUAAUUACUUAUCAGAAGUGAAAUUGCCUAUACAAAAUGAUACCAGACCAUCGCUACUGCAAACAAGAUGUUUAACUCCAUUGGAAUAAAAUUGGCUACAGGUGGCUUGCAUGUUUUAAGCUUGUGUUAAACAUUUUUCAUGCUAAGCAUGAACACCAUCUAUUUAUGGAAAGGGUCUGCUAAACUUAACGUAAUCGGGUUUGAAUCAGGCAACCUAUGCAAAUUUCCUACAAAAAUUGGUUGUUUGGGAGAAACACUUGUUCUCUUGGACUCAAAUUACACAAUAUGGUUUGGAACACUGUCUUUAGAUUCAUCAAUACAUUUUAUGGAUUCUGGCAUUAAAGCGGUUGAUUUUGUUUGUUCAAAUAACACUUUAUAUUAUUUAAGCGAUGGUGGUCGAGUGUUUAAAGGCCACUCUGAGAAUUUAGACAAGUGGACUGAAGUGGUUUUGUUCGAAGAAGGCAAAAGCUGUGCACAUGGUCAUACAACAAGUAGUCAGCAUAUAUUUGUAAAAAGCGUUGCAGCUGGCAACAUGGGGGUACUCUUUCUUUCAGACACUGGUCAUUUGUGGGUGUGUGGUGAACAUCCACAGUUAGAUAUCCAUAAAGACGAUGAACCAACAAAAGUAAGCUUUUUUGAAGGUAGACAUAUAACUUGUAUUAACAGUGGCAAAGACUUUAAUGUAGUUCUAACACAUAAAAGAGAGAGCGGUGUUUGUCCAACAUAUCACGAAGAUCAAAAGAGUGACGAUGGAAAUGCUUUUUCGGCUGCUUGUCCUCAGUGUCUUAGUGAAAAUAUUAUUUCACCUUUAUCACCACAGACAUGUUUCGAUUCUUGUCCGUUAGGACUCCCAUUAACAAACAACACACCUAGUCCCUCAACCCCAACCAGUAAAAAUAAUACCUUAAAUAGUGAAGAUAGAAACAACGACAUUGAUAAUACCUCCUCUUCAACAGAAGAAGAUUCUUGCUCCCUCAUAAGAGAUGAUCAUUCUUUAUCUGAAGCUAAAGAAGAUGAAGAUAGUAUUAGUGUUAUUGUGGAAAAAGGUGAUGGAAUGGGCCUCCUUCAUAUAAAUACAGAAUCAGCUCGCCAGUUUCUAACUAGGCAGCUUUCUUGGAUGUCUUCCGGAGGUGAAGAACUAUUGGCUGAGGUUUCAGUUCCAACUAAGAUUAUCAAACAGAAUGUCUCAACAGUGGCAAGCUUUGUUUAUGAAGGUGUAAAAACUGUUGGAGAUAAAGUAGUCACUUUAUCGAGGCACAUGAGCGGUGGAUCAGACAAUAACAGUGAUUCGUUCGAUGAUUUUGCAACUGAUGACUUCAAUUUGUCACAUGCAAGCAACACUUCCAGUGUUAAAUGUGAAUGGUCCUGCAGUGGAGGAUGUAGUGAAGUCUCGGACCGAGGCACAGUGGAGCGUUUGGCGCAGAUAUUGGCCCGAGGAGCUCGAUUGGUCAAAACUGAAGUGUGGACUUGGGGCGGCGUACAGCACGGCCAACUUGGCACCGGCGACAUGGUCAAGCGGCACAGGCCUGUGGUAGUCAAUCAGCUGAUGUGGAGUGGUGUAGACCGGGUGGUGUGUGGUGACCAUCAUUGUUUGGCAAUCACAUUGGCAGGUGUAUGUCACAGCUGGGGUGCCAAUGAAGUCGGCCAGGUUGACAGCUCGUUGCAAGGGCAGGACCAGAGCAGUCCCAGGUCGUGGGGCCGAGUUGUUGACGUUGCUGCCGGAGCUAGACACUCCGUUCUCAUCGCCAGCGAUCACAGAUUACACUGGAUUGGCAAAUAUAAAGAGGAGAUGCCGGAGAUAGAGUUGCCACCGGGUCAGAUCCCUCUCCAUGUUUUAUGCUCCGGGGAAUACUCUUGUAUCAUAGCCGGAUCACUCGACAGUGACGUAGCAUCCACUACAGACCUGGCUAGCGAGCAGGCCUUUCUUGACGAGAUGUUGACGGUUCAACUGUCAGUGUUGAAGCCCCUCGGACGACGGUCCAACUUGGACGAAGUCCUUUCUAACUUGGCCUCCAGGUACACAGAUCUGCUUCAUCUAACAGCUGUCAGUGUCAACACCAUGACUCAGGGAGUGUCCAGUUUUAAACUGCUCCAGGAACACAUUGACGAGUUCCUACAAGUUUACGAGCUGUACCUCGCUGCUGUCUGUGACAUGAUUGCCAUGAGUGGGUUCUCUCAGAUGGCUCGAGUCCUGGAUAUCCCCGCCAAACUGACUCUGAUAUUCUCUGAUCGACUCCCCUCUCGGAAGACUUCCCCCGAGGCGAUCCUGCACUGUGCGUUUACUCACCCUCUCAACAGGGUCUCUGUGUACAAGAUGAUGUUGUCUCGGGGUCAGAGUUCUGUACCCGCUGAGGCCACCAAGUGGGAAGAGUUUUGUGAAAGGCAGGACACACUGAGGAAGCAGGCAGACAGCACGAGGCUAUUUUGGGAGAGCUGCGGCCGGUUGGUGGACACAUUGCGCACCCCUGGCCGAAGACUUGUGAGGGAGUCUCGAUCUCACCCUGUCAAUGUUCCCAACGUGUCACGCUGGUCUAGCAGCCCUUGGCUCAUCCUGCUUAGUGACACUCUGGUUCAUGUGUCGGGAGGAUCUCACACCUUGCAUCAGCUCGACACUGUCUGGGUGGAAGCUCUCUCCGACACUGAUACCGUACAGAACUCUUUUCUGAUAACCACUCCAGAGGAAACGUUGACUUUGGUUGCGCCGAGUGCCAAUGAUAAGGUAGAGUGGCUCCAUGCGAUCCAGAACACUAUCAAAACAAAACUGAACAAACUGCAAGCACCCUCGGCUAGAUCCGCGACCUACACCUUCACAAAACACAUCACCUACAAAGACGCUACAUACACAGGUAGGUGGGUGACAGCCAAGAUGGAGGGUCAGGGAAGACUACAGUGGGCUGACGGCAAGGUGUACACAGGACAGUUCCACUGUAACUUACCUCACGGCUCCGGCAGACUGGAGACUCCUGGCGUGUCUGUGUACGAGGGACAGUGGAAGGACGGACUGCAAAAUGGACUCGGAUCCACCAAGUAUGAGAACGGGGAUGUUUACGAAGGCUACUACAAGGACGGGCUGGCAAGCGGACAUGGAGUACGCAAGAGUGGAAGCUUCAAGUCGAACACAGCCACGGUGUACGUGGGGGAGUGGGUCAACGGACUGAGACAAGGCUACGGCGUCAUGGACGACAUCUUCACUGGAGAGAAAUACCUUGGCAAUUGGGGCAACAAUCUGAAGAACGGCAACGGACUUAUCGUUACUCUAGAAGGCAUUUACUAUGAAGGAACAUUCGUUCAAGAUGUUCUUACGGGUCACGGUGUGAUGGUGUUUGAAGACGGAACUCAUUACGAAGGCGAACUGAGAGCGGCAGGCCAGUUCAGUGGGAAGGGAACUCUGACGUUCAACACCGGCGACACGUUCGAGGGAAGUCUGCACGGCACGUGGAACGAAGGGAUCAAAAUAAACGGAACACUGCACAAAAACUUGCCUACAUCCACUCCUCAACAACACAAGAACAAACCCAGUUCGUUCGGCAAGUUGUGUGUGCCGCCUCAGGGUAAGUGGAAGGCGAUAUUCCGGCAGUGCUGGUCUGCGCUGGGUGCGGUGGAGGGGAAGGGUGACACUCAGAGAGCGUGGGACAACAUAGCCGUCGCCCUGACGUCACACCCGGCCAGUCAACAUAGACAUCACGAGUCACUGCAGACCAUCCCUCAGUUUGGCCGCACCUCCCUGGACACACAGAGCUACCACAAUGUGUGUGCCUACUUGAAUCAGGCUUUCGAGAGCACCCACCACCCGCUGGGGAUUGCGUUGCGUGAGCUGACGGGAGCGUUCAAUGCUACGUACGGAGGCCGCGUACAUCUGCUGCUGCUCUCUCACGCUGUAGACGAGCUGCAUUCUAUAGCUGAUAGACUGUAUCAGCUGGUGCGACUGCUGUUCCCAGCUCUACCAUUGCCCGGGAGAGAUAUGCAGCUGACGGACAAUGAGAACCUAGUGAUCAGCUUGGCGGGUAUCCUCCACCCCAUCUUGUUGCCGAGGUUUCACUCUGCCCUGUUUGAGUUGUACGCCCUCUACAAUAAGGCACAAGACGACUGCUAUUGGAAACGUCUUAUUAAGUGGAAUAAACAGCCUAACUCCACGCUCUUGGCGUUCUUGGGAAUUGACAGGAAGUUCUGGUUUGGUGCUGAUGAGAAUCAGCAAGUGUGGGCGGAACAUCGCUUCAGUACAGCUGUGGAGACUCUUCAGCAGCUGAAGACCACCUUCUGUCCUCUAGAGAAACUCAUGGUCAUACAGAGCACCUUCAAGCAGAUGACUGAGGUGGUUAGAUCAGAGUUAGGACCCAACUACCUGUGGACAAUGGACGAGCUGUUCCCUGUGUUUGUGUUUGUGGUGGUCAGAGCUUGCAUAUCUCAGCUGGGUUCGGAGAUUCACUUUGUCGAGGACUUCAUGGAACCUCGUCUAGCUAACGGUGAACUUGGGAUUAUGAUAACAACUUUAAAAGCAGGUUACCACUUGAUUCUUCAAGAAAAGACGACGAUUGGGAGCUAACUGUGAUAAAAUAUCAGUGAUUCAGUAUUCUUACUUUCGUUAGAACUUUUAGUACCUUAAAGUAUUUGUUUUUGUUAAAAGUGUGUGCAAUCAAGACUAAUUCUUAUGACAUAUCACAUUAAUGUUGAUCAAUACUAGGUUAAUCGAUGAGUAUAUUUUAGACUAGUGUUUUAGUAUUUGAAAUCGGAUAUUCCUCUAUUUUUGUAAUUUGUUCCUUGUUGAGAAGUUGUUUUCGACGGGUACUUUUGAAAAUAUUUUUGUGACGUGUACACUAUACUCACGCAAUCAUAUCUGAUCAUUCAAAAGGAUGCUUCGUCGUUCAGUCAAUACGCAGACCAACAAACCACUGGGAUCUUAGCCGUAUUUUUCCAACGAGAAGUUUCAAAAAACACCUAAGUGACCUAGGAGCUGCGAUUUAUAUUUUGAAAUUUUAGUUUUAAAAGUUUUAUUUGUGAUCUCAAUGUAUGUUUUCUUACACAGAUUGAUUGUAGCAACAAAUACAAUAGAAUUGGCAAUAAAUACAUUUUUCAAGAUGUACAAAACUGUUAUAGAUAGUACAAAAUGUGUUGCAGUUUUAUUGAACACUGUUAUGUUAUAAUUUUGUAUUAUAUUAUCUUUCAUAAGUCCAAACCUUACAUUGUUAUAUUAUUUAUUUACAUUUUAAAUUUUAUUAUUAACUACGUAAAUAGGAGUUAAAUCAAACUCACCAUUUCCUUUAUCUUCGUGAAAACUAAUUGACUCAUGUAACCUAAUUCUCCUCUCUACCCUUACGAGAUGGAAGUGGUUAUUGCAGUUUUGACCAAUGCUCUGUUUUAGUGUCAACUGCUUGCAGCAUAAUUUUAUACUCACUGUUAAUAUUUUAUUAAUCACAUAAUUGUGGCACAAUAUUAGUAUUUAAGUUAUUUUUAAACUUAGUUGUAGCCAUUUUUAAGCAAACCCCCAAUACGUAUAAUUGUCCCUCUGGAGUAAGUAAUAAUACUCUUGUUUUAAAUUGUCAAGGGCCAAAAAACCAAAGACAAUUCCUAUACAAAAACUAUUCAUUUUCAACUUUGGGAUAGUUGACUUAACGGAAAAACUAGAGAAGCUUAACUUGUAGCUGUGAUUUUGAUUUUACAUAAUAUUAAUUGAUAAUUUUACCCUUACUGAUUCUACUCAUCUCUAUUUCUAAUAAUUUCUAUUUUGUUAUUGCAUUGAACCAAAGAGUAUUUUUUUAAGUUGUGUAUUAUUUACCUGUUAGUUUGCUAACCAUAAGCACAAAUGAUUGUUAUCAUUAUGUUAUUUGUUGUGUUAUUUAGAUGGAACUCCCAUAGUUUUUUUGUUUAUGCAUAAUGUAGUCUCGUGGAUUAGGUGCCUCACCGUCUGGUAGCAGCUACACUUUGUUUACAUGUCCUUUUUGUAUAAAAGUAUCAUUUCGUAGCUACUUUUUGGAAUUUUUUUAUAAGAUUGUCUUCAAUAAUGUUCAAAGUCAAUGGGGUCACUGAUUUUAACUAAUGUGAUUUUUAAAUGGUUUAAGGUUUUAUGGUGAAGUUGUAAGAGGUGGCUGCUAUCAAAACGGUAGACCUUUUUCACAUAACCAUAUAAUGUAGUUGUAGUUAACUUUGUUCAUCACCAAAAUAUGGAUACUCAUUUACUGUUUAUCUCACCCUAGAUUGAUAAGGCAGUCUAGAAGACUUCAUAAACCAAUUUCCCCAAACCUUUUGCUCGUUUUAGUUGUUCGCUAAUGUGAGCAAAGUCAGAGCGAAGCCUGUUAGUGGAGGUUACAUAUUUGUCUGCUGUAGUGUUUGUGCCAGACAAGUCUAUUUAUUAAAGCUUUUUUAUUAAAUGCCAUAGAGUAUGCUCGUUAUAGUUUACUGUACUGUCAGAUUUGCCCUUCCUUAUUCAGCCAAAUCAUAUUUUUUACCUGUGAAUCAAGUUUUACAUGGCAAAAAUCUGCUUGUCCUUUAGUUUCUGGUUGGAAUGUAAACUAAUACAAAAUAUCUACCCUAGUUCAGUCGAGUAGGGCUGUCUGAGCUAAGUGUAUGUAUUGCACAGUAUUUCACAAACACGUUUUUUUAUGAAUAGUCAAAUUGUUUGGCUAAGGGUCUACAGUAGACCCUCGCUCAUCCGGACUAAUGUGGCGGACGUCCGGUCCGGAUUACGAAAAAUCCGGACUAUCGAGAGUCGAGCAAAUACACAGUACUGUAUAUAGCCGUUUUUUUCAAUUUUGUUCCAGGUCCACAGUAAUGAUAGCCGGGCAUAUGCACUUCCACCGGUAAUAAUUUUUACGCCACACUACAUUAUUUUGAUGAACUUUCCACGCAAGGAUUUAGUCCAGAAAACAGCUGUUUGCCGCCAGCUUAUUCAAAUGGGGUUUCAUUGCGUAAUACUGUUCUGCAAUGAGUUUUACCGGACACC
Messenger RNA from Macrosteles quadrilineatus (aster leafhopper), 7138 nucleotides. It is a transcript of the gene Als2, whose product is annotated as alsin. Bases 341 to 4744 code for a protein of 1467 amino acids. The record is from RefSeq and is a predicted model, not a curated record. The transcript is spliced from 21 exons. Lineage: Eukaryota; Metazoa; Arthropoda; Insecta; Hemiptera; Cicadellidae.